CUGAACUCAAGCGCCGCUGCCAUGUUUCCAGCAUGAAAAACCUUUGAUUUGCGCAACGCCGGGUCGGUACGGAGGCCCCCUAGCUCAGCCUCCCAGCUCAGGCGCGUAAGGUUCCCAUCGGGCACAUUGCAAAUUGUACACAAUCAUUAUGGCGGAUCAGGAUGGGCGAGGAGUAGAAAUGGAGAGUGAGGACCCGGUGCUGUCUGAGACUUUAAGCGAAGGGGAUGCCGCGUCCUGCGAUCAAGCCUCCAAGACAGACGGUGAAAACUCCGCAUCUCAGGACACCGCUGUCAGUAACGGGGGCGACGGCGACGGCGCCGAUGACGAAGGGAAAGAGAUGGUGGACUUGAAAGUUAUUUGGAACAAGAACAAGUACGAUCUAAAAUUUCCUUUGGAUGGAACGGGAGCCAAACUGAAGGAAAGAAUUCAUUCACUCACAGGUCUUCCGCCUGCUAUGCAAAAAGUCAUGUACAAAGGACUGCUUCCCGAGGACAAGACUCUGCGGGAAAUUAAAGUAACAAACGGUGCAAAAAUAAUGGUAGUGGGUUCUACAAUUAAUGAUGUCCUAGCAGUAAACACACCUAAAGAAGUUAUUCAGCAAGAAGUAAAGGCAGAGGAAAAUAAAAAGGAGCCUUUAUGUCGACAAAAGCAACACAGAAAAGUACUGGAUAAAGGAAAACCUGAAGAUGUAAUGCCAUCAAUAAAAGGAGCAAAGGAGCGCUUACCAACAGUGCCUUUAUCAGGAAUGUACAACAAAUCGGGCGGGAAGGUGAGACUCACAUUCAAACUGGAGCAAGACCAGCUGUGGAUCGGAACCAAGGAGAGAACGGAGAAGAUUCCCAUGGGCUCCAUUAAGAAUGUGGUCACUGAACCAAUAGAAGGUCACGAGGACUAUCACAUGAUGGCGUUUCAGCUGGGUCCAACGGAAGCGUCUCAAUACUGGGUCUACUGGGUGCCUGCGCAGUUUGUCGACGCAAUCAAAGACACAGUCCUCGGAAAGUGGCAGUAUUUUUAAAACGUGCCUCCCCCCCUCCUCCUGAUACAGAACAAAUCCAGGAAAGAAACAUGAGAGAAAUGAAGUCGUCAAAAGUGACGGUGAGCAGCCCCCCCCCUCCCCCCCCAAGGAACUUUUCACUAUGAAACUGAAAUGAGAGGAAAAGAAUGGAGAGAGCAGGACUACUGCGGAACGCACUGCAUUCUGGGAGCGGGUGGUGGCAGUGUCCUUUUAUUGGCUGAUGUCAUCACUUCUUUUCUUUUUCUUUUUUUAUUUUGUUUUAAAGCAAACCUGGCAAGGAAACUAAAAGUAUAUAUAGGGUGUGGAUUCCCUCCCAGGUAUUGACAAAUAAAGCUUAUUUAAGAAAAAAAACUGAAACUAAAAAGAGCUCUAGGACAUUACCAUGGGGUAUAUUUAUUUCUGUAUCACUACCCAAGCAAGCUUGCCAAAGUGUAUUAAAGAUUGGCCUGUAUUAGAUUAAUCUUUGCUCAUCAGCCAAACAAAGACUGGGUGUGACUUGGCAUUUAAAUCUGCUGCCACAGUACAGGAUGUCUGCAUUUUAAACCCUAAUAUUCAGUAAGCUGACAGUCAACUAUGGCAACUGUGCGUCACAGGGACACACAGAUUAGUCUGUCUGUAUAGUUUGCAAUGCUGUCAUUUAUGUGGGAAAACUGGUUAUUGCUUUUAUAGGAAAGCAAAACUAAAUAGCGCAUUUUACUGGAAGAUAACUUGACCUCGUCUUGCCACUUGAGUUUCGAAACCAUUAAUCGCCCUUCGGGAUUAGCUUAGUACAUUUAAGACGGGAGUUUCUGCAUCGUCUCUUGGGUUCUUUGAUGUGAUCAGGGAGGUAACCUUUCUAAAAUAGUUUUGUUACAGUUUUGUAUUUUCAAGCGUAGUCGCGAGGAACGUCCGCCAUGUAGCGAAGCUGGUUUGUGCUGUUGACUGAUGAAGGGAGUGGCUGAUUCUGGACUUCUCGUAAGUGGGCCGUCCUUAUUAUUUGUAAAUCUAAUGCAUGUCAUAAGACCUCAGAUGACUGACCUUUCGACGGAGUUCACCUUCUUAACGCCAAACUAAAAAAGGGCGCAGGAGGUCAGUUUCUUUGACGCGCAUCACACGUUUUGCGCUCGUCCCAAAUCGGCUAAAUUGUGAAAUUUAGCACUCUCGAAUCCGUGAAAUUUAGUACUCUCGGGAAUGAAGAACAAAGCACCAUGGCAGUUGGAUAACUGCCCGACAGUCCUGUUUGCCAGGAUGCUUAAUCUAAAAUGGAGGCGGCAGUGCAGUUGUGAGUCCGUGCAGUUUCAUGAACUCCGUAAUGGAGGGAGCGGCAGGCAGCUGUCCAUCACUGACUUGCCUGAUGUAGUCCCAUCCAUAGUAAAAUUGCAAAGUCCCGCUCUCCGACCAGGGUCGGAAAAGGUGCAGUUAGACUUGCAUUUCGCGCAUUCCUCUGGCUUGAUAAACCCAGGUGCAGUGUUAAUUAACGCCGUUUUGGAUCAAAAAGCAGUCAGCUGACCAGGCGGUUCUAGGAUGUUUUAAUGGACAUUUAGUUCAUUUCAAGCUACUGUCUGCUAAUGGCUGCCGCUGUCUCUGUGAUUCGACACUUUUACAUCCUGAGUUCGACCUGACCGAUCUGCUGCACCGACUCGUAACUCUUUGUAAUGGAAAGAGUCGCUUAAUUUGCUAAGUGUGGCUUUGAUUUGGACUACGCAGUCUUCGCUCGGUAAUGUUGUGAAGUUUUAGUUUUGAGAACCUGCCGACGUUUCCUCGUCUGAUUUCGGGGUUUCGAGCUGAAGUGGGUUUCAGUGGAUGCGGAAGGGUUGGUCACUUUUUUAAAAAGCUUGAAUUUCAAAUUCUGAAUCCAGCCACUAUAAACGAUCUUUUUUUUAUUUGAAAUACUCUGAUUUUAGGAGUACCUUUGAGAGAUGGCCAGGUUUAUGCAGAAGAUCUCUGUUCAGUUUAUUUAUGAAGGGUGUACGCCAAUGUGUUUCAUGCAAACCUUUCAUGUGAUCUAUGUAAGAGGUGGGCAUGUAGCAUUAAUACCCGUCCUAUAUAAUGGUAUGUUAAACCUCUCGUUAUUAUAAUGAUGUACUAAGAUUCCAGGCCUUUCACAGUCAGUUCCUUGGACAUUUUCUAAUUAAUAUAUAGGAAGAAUAUUCAAAUUUAUGAUUAUAUUUCCAGAGAUUAUAAUAUAUGUUAGCACCAUUUCAAAAGUCAAAGUUAAAGACUUCUUAAAUAAUCCAGCUGUGAUGCUCUAAGCACACAGGCCUCAUUUCCCGCCCUUAUAUUUAUGAAUAGGCCUCCGUUCACCUCUCACAGUGUAGUUUGUCCCUCGGUUUGAAUAACAUUUUACUUUGUUACUGAAAGGGUCUCUCCUGAGUUCAGCAGUUGCUCAGUUGUUUUGAAAAUGUGCACAGUGAUAAAGUUCGGCACUUAAAUGAGUUUUUGAGUGUAAGAGCAAAUCAUUUUCAGUUUAGUUUGAAUCCUCCUCUCCCCCCCCCCCACAUUGGUUUUAACAAAAUGAGAACAAUGAGGACAUUACACCCUCUUAUUCACAUUUGGUAACAAACCAGGUUGAAUAGGUGGACUUUUAUUUUGAAAUGAUCCCUCUUUGCAUUCCCGUAGAAAUCCAACAGCAUUUUCCCAUAAUGACAGCUAUAUCAUAACAAGUGCACAAUGACGGCUAAAUUAUAACAGGUGCACAAUGACAGCUAUAUAUAAUGUGCACAAUGAUGACUACAUCACAAGAAGCGCACAACGACGACUACAUUAUACCAAGUGCACUCUGAGGGUUGUGAAUAUCAUCGGAUCUUGUUUCUCUAUGACAUAAGCUAGCCUUGCUAAAGGAAUCCAGAGUUCAGGCUUAACAUCUGGCUGUUGCUGUCUGUUAGCACAGGACUCAAAACUGAUGUUUAGUCAAGUAUUAAAAUUCAACAGCCAUUAAUCACUGAUAUUAAAUUGUUCUGUGGUAUGAAAAAAAUAAAAACUAUUUAUUUGUAUGAACAGCUUUAAUACUAUUUAUUAGUGAUAGCUUGGUCUUUAAGAACACUGUUAAAUGGAUCGAUUCCUUCCUUCCUGACGGGCUCCUGCUGAAUGCACACCCAGUAUUGUACGGCCCAUCCGGUGUGUCUCUUAGGUACAGUAAACAUGUAGCAGCGGGCUGAGGUGUUUUUACAGAAGUGUCCCGGUAGCCACACCUCCUGCUCACUUCUCAUUGGCCAAAGAACAGCGUCAGCUCUGCUCCGUCUUACUAACGGACGAAGUCGCCGUCAGCGAGCAGCACCUCGCGUGGGUCGUCUCUCACGCUCAUAGCUACGUUUCGUCGAGUAAUAUGAUUUUUAUUAUUUUUUCAGAGCCAAUUCACUUGCACAUGGAUGUUUACCAUCAGAAACCUUAUAUUGUUAUUUUGAAUUAAAUUUUUAUUUUUUUAAUUCAAAAUAACAAAAUUUUUUUUUUUUUUUUUGCAUUCUGCUCAUAUAAACAUUGCAUACAGAGUAGCCUACUGGCAGUUAUGAAAUAUUAUUUGUUCAUCAUCCUUUUCCUGGCUCUACUAACUAUGGGCUGACUGAGUGCCAUUACCUAGGGGAGGUGAUAUAAAAAGAAGGCAUCUUUUGUAGUUUACAUUCACGUGUGCAUUCGGAGCAGUAAAAUGGUUGUAAAAUGGGAUUGUUCGAACAGCUCAGUUGAUGUGCACUGCUGGACAUAACAGAAUAAACUACUUUUGUUUUA
Molecule: messenger RNA, 4717 nt
Organism: Anguilla anguilla (European eel)
Lineage: Eukaryota; Metazoa; Chordata; Actinopteri; Anguilliformes; Anguillidae
Gene: ubfd1
Product: ubiquitin family domain containing 1
Exons: 7
Coding region: 149-1015 (288 amino acids)
Molecular function (GO): cadherin binding; RNA binding
Source: RefSeq, a predicted model, not a curated record